This is a messenger RNA of Pseudo-nitzschia multistriata, 3487 nucleotides long. The record is from the annotation of a GenBank genome assembly. NCBI's taxonomy places the organism in Eukaryota, Bacillariophyta, Bacillariophyceae, Bacillariales, Bacillariaceae.
UGGAGACUACAGUAUCAUACAACAGGUGUUGUUGCGGACACUCUGUCUACCUAUUUCAUUUACAUGUCACGUGACACAGCCACUUUUUCUGUGAAUAAAAACAAUGCACAUCCAGCAGGUUGUGAUCGACGGAUUCAAAUCCUAUGCUCGUCGAACAGUGGUGGAAGGGUGAGUCGAUCUGACGAUUUGCUUGACAGGAUUUAGUACAUGGCUCCGCCAUCAUCUCAUAUAUUUUAUGGCAAACUUCACGUCUUCUUUCUCGCAGAUUUGAUCCACAUUUCAACGCAAUCACGGGUUUGAAUGGUUCGGGAAAAUCAAAUAUUCUAGAUUCGAUAUGUUUCGUCUUGGGGAUUACAAAUUUAAGCCAGGUUCGAGCUGGUAAUCUCUCCGAACUUGUUUACAAGCAAGGGCAGGCUGGUGUUACCAAGGCUAGUGUUACUGUCGUAUUCAACAACGAAGAUGAAGCGAGCUCACCAGUUGGUUACGAACAAUGCAAGGAAGUCACCGUUACUCGUCAGGUUUUGCUUGGAGGAAAAUCGAAAUACCUCAUCAAUGGGCGCAAUUCACCUGCUGGUCAAGUUCAAAAUUUAUUUCAUUCCGUACAACUCAACGUCAAUAAUCCUCACUUUCUCAUUAUGCAAGGUAGAAUCACCAAAGUACUAAACAUGAAACCACACGAGAUCCUAGGAAUGGUUGAAGAGGCUGCUGGGACACGAAUGUACGAAACGAAAAGAAUUGCUGCAAUCAAAACUAUCGAUAAAAAGCAAGCUAAGGUGGACGAAUUGAAUUCUGUCCUGUCGGAAGAAAUUACUCCUACGUUGGAAAGGCUGCGAGGUGAGAAGCAAAGCUAUCUUAUGUGGAGUAAAAAUAACGCUGAUAUCGAACGUAUUGAACGAUUCGUGGUUGCAAGUGAUUUUCUCAGAGCGCAACAAGCAUUAGACAAUAAUGUGGAGGGUUCCUCUGAGAUGGAGGAUAAAGUAACUGAAUUAGAGACUCAGGUAGAAACAUACGAGGGCCAAAUAGAGGAACAUGACAACGCUGCGAGCGAAUUAUCAUCCAAACUCAAGGGGGAGUUUGAUCAGUCACAUUCGAAGCUGAAAAAGGAGGAGGAGAAACUAUCAAAACAACUUGUUAAGGUAACCUCCACAUGGCAAAAUAGUCAGGAAUUGACAAAGAAAGCAGAGACAGAUCUCGCAGAUGCUAGAGCGCUUGUAACUGAAACAAAGAACUUAUGUAAUGAAAAAGAAAAGCAGAUUUCUCAAGAUGCGAAAGCUGUUGAGGAUAUUGUUUCUGCAAAAGAGGAAGCAGAGCGUACUCUAGAGGACCUCAGCUUGAAGUUUCAGAAUAUGUCGGCCGGAAUAUCCAUGUCUCAAGGAAACGAAGGUAUGACUCUUCCGGACCAGAUAGCAAAGGCUCAUUCCGAUUCUAAAACAGCCGAAGCCAAGGUCAAACAAGCGACGAUGAAGAUCAAACAUUUGACAAAAUCACUGACGGUAAGUAUUGUCGUGAUCAAAAUAUGCAUCGAGAUUUGUAAUUUCUCUCUUGAAGGAACUCCUACUUGCUAGACAUUUUAUUCGUGCCCUAACCUAACUGUCUGGAACGACUUUGUAGUCUGUCGAAAAGCAAAUGAAGAAAGAGCAAAAGAGCGCAGAUACGCUAAACAGACGACGUGAAGCAUCAACUCAAAAGGCUGAAAAAUUUCGAAAGCUGCUUUCAGAACUUAAUUUUGAUCAAGACGAAUUCGCGAAACUAGAUCAAGAAAAAGAUCACUUGACUUCUUCUGUGGAAGAACUCAAUGGCAUCGUUGAAACUCUAACAGCUCAGCUUGGAAGUCGUCUUGCAUUUAACUAUUCAGAUCCCGUACGUGGGUUUGACCGCUCCAAGGUCAAAGGUUUAGUGGCCAAGCUAAUCCAAGUGCAGAACCCAGUUCAUGCUACAGCUCUCGAAGUUGUUGCUGGAGGAAAGUUGUAUCAAGUAGUGGUUGAUGAGGCGAUCACUGGAAAAGCUAUUCUUGACCGAGGGAAUCUAAAGCGCAGAGUUACAAUCAUUCCACUCGACAAAAUUCAGCCACGACGAGUGACUGCUGCUGCGUGCAACAAGGCAAACCAAAUUGCAAAUAGUCUUGGUGCGAAGGCUUGGCCCGCAAUCGAGCUUGUAGGAUUCGACGAAGAAAUUCGUUCUGCUAUGGAAUAUGUUUUUGGUGCAUCUAUUGUCGUGGACGGAGCGAAAGCUGCGAAUCAGAUAUGUGAUGCGACAAAAACCAGAACUGUGACAUUAGAUGGCGAUGUCUAUGAUCCAUCUGGGACUAUUACCGGAGGGUCUAAGAACAACCUUGGGAGUACACUUGUAGAACUUACGAAGCUACUCGAAGCCUCAAAGCAGCUUUCUGCGGACAAGGAACGGCUUUCAACCGUGUUGACGGCCCUUCGUGAUUUGAAAGGGAAGUCGUCCGAAUUCGAUAAAUUGAGUCAUAAGCUUUCACUCGCAGAAGCAGAACUCGAAGGAAUUAAAAAGCAGGUCUCCCAGACAUCAUAUGGAGUCCUAGAAGAGAAAUUUACCUCCAUGUCAAAAGAACUGGAAGAAGCCAAUGAAGAAUACACUUAUAUGCAAGAUGAGCAAAAGGAAAAAUGGGACUUGUACCACGAACUGAAAGAAAAAGAAGUAGAACUUACUCAGCAACGCGAGGACAUGCUUGGUCAAAUCGAAAGUGAUAUCAAGAAGGCCAAGAAGGCAGCUGCCGAUGCAGUUAAAAGAGCUCGUGAAGCGGAGUCGUCCAAAGACACUCUUCUUAUGGAACUUGAGAGCUUGAAGGCCGACGUAGUUUCAGCAGAAGUGGCUGUCUCAACUGCAGAGGCGAGCUUGAAGGAAGCCAACGAAGAAGAGAUAAGCAAGGAAAUUGUAGUUGGAGAAGUGAAGGCAUUAUGGGACGAAGCAAAGGCUGCACAAACAAAAUUUGAGGAACGAAUUACACAAUUCUCGUCAGAACUGGCUGAAAUCAAGCGAGAGAGAGCUAAUUUAACGAAGAAGGCAGAGAAAUGCACCCUCGAGGCUAAAAAGCUUACGGUGUCGAUUUCUCGUAUUCGGAAAGAAAGACAGAGUGCUGAAAAAGUUGUCAUAAGCUUAUUAAAGAAUCAUCCGUGGAUCGAAAGUGAGAAGAGUGCUUUCGGUGUCGAAGGUGGCGACUACGACUUUACAGCUGCGAACCCCGAUGAUAUGAGUGCACAACUGCACGCAUUAAAGAGCGAACAGGAAUCAUUGGUACGUUUUAUCAUUCUUUAUCAUAGUUUCACAUGACCCGACCGGCAAGUGUACAAGACCUGUUGCAAAAGCUAACUAAUGAAUUUCAACUUUCGUUUUCCUAGAGCAAGAAAAUCAACAAAAAGGUUAUGGGAAUGAUUGAGAAGGCCGAAGGAGAAUAUACCGAGCUUCUCCGAAAAAGAAAGGUGGUUGAGAAUGAUAAGAAGAAGAUUAAAAGCGUUAUUGAAGA